CCACAAAGUGACACAUUUUUUAUUGUAACAUUGAAAUACAUUUUAUGACACGCGGUGCACAGUUCUGCACCUCAGAUAUCAGGCAGACUCGUCCAGAUGCGCUCCGAUAACCCAUGAACACAUUUUAUGAGCUUGUGGCGUCUAUCAACGUAAAACAACUUACAUACCACAGAGACCACAGCAGUCUAUAAUCUUAACACACUUUGAUAAACACGCACGUAUCUUUGCGACACGUAAUAUAAUGUGUGUAUCACUUAUUGAAUGAAGAACUUUAACACAUUCACAAAAAAGCAAUUUGUCUCAUAGGCGCAGUUGGCGCAUGACGUCAAAAACAGCUGAUAGUCCAAGUCUGCAGCUUCAACAGUUUUUUAGACAUCAUAGUAAUGUUACAUGUUAAUGAAAGUAACAAUUAGAAAACACAUAUUGUGAAAAAUAAUGAACUGAUAUACUGAUAUACUGGUAAAUACUGAUUCGUAGUAUCGUAAACCGAUACACUGUGUGUUGACGUCUCCAUCUCCCCUAAAUUCUGCGUCACACCUCAGGGCGAAUCGCUCGAGCUCAGGACUAGGAUGUCAUUCAGUACUGUACGGGAUUUAUUGUGUCGUGCCGGGACAUUCUGCAUCGGUUUCAUUAGCGGAGCUGAUCAACAAAAACAACAAAAAAACCAUAAACCGCACUAAACUACUUAAAGCGCUUAAUGAAUUAAAAAUUCCUUUCCAGAAUGAGCCUGAUGUUAGGGAUGGCAGAUAAGGCAUCUGACCCUGGGUCAGUUAGUAUUAUUGUGGAGGAUAGACCUCAGCCGCAGGAAGCUCCGUUGCUAACUCAUCUGAAGAAGGUGGAGAACCACAUCAUGGAGGCACAACGUUUCUCUCACCUUCCCAAACGCACGGCUGUGGACCUGGAGUUUAGAGACCUCUCCUACACCAUCAGGGAAGGACCGUGGUGGAAGAAACAAGGUUUUAAGGCCUUGAUCAAAUGUCUGUCGGGAAAAUUCUGCAGUCGGGAAUUUAUUGGGAUUAUGGGACCGUCUGGGGCUGGCAAGUCCACUUUGAUGAACAUUCUGGCUGGGUACAGGGAAACAGGGAUGACGGGUGAGAUCCUGGUAAAUGGAAAGCUCCGAGACCUACGAACCUUCCGAAAGAUGUCCUGUUACAUUAUGCAAGAGGACAAAUUGCAGCCGCACCUGACUGUACAAGAAGCUAUGAUGGUGUCAGCAAACUUGAAGCUCAAUGAAAGCUCAGAGGUGAAGAAAGAGCUGAUUAAAGAAAUUCUUACAGCCCUGGGAUUACAUGAGUGUGUUCACACUCGCACAGCCUCUCUUUCUGGAGGACAGUGCAAACGCCUGGCUAUUUCCCUUGAGCUGGUAAACAACCCACCAGUCAUGUUCUUUGAUGAACCAACCAGUGGUUUGGAUAGUGCAUCCUGUUUCCAAGUAGUAUCAUUGAUGAAGUCUCUGGCACAAGGAGGGCGAACCAUCAUUUGCACCAUCCACCAGCCCAGUGCCAAACUCUUUGAGAUGUUUGAUAAGCUGUACAUUUUGAGUCAGGGCCAAUGCAUUUUCAAGGGAAGUGUCCCAUUCCUCAUUCCUUACUUGAGUGCGCUAGGUCUUCGCUGUCCUACAUACCACAACCCUGCAGAUUUCAUCAUAGAGCUAGCGUCAGGGGAAUAUGGAGACUUGAACCCAGUUCUGUUUGAAGCUGUCCAGGGUGGCAUGUGUGCCUUGGAAGAAAAGAGACACUGUAUUGACAAAAACACCUUAAACUUGUGUGCUGCAAAAUGUGUCAACGACUCAGGACAUGAUGAGAGCAAUACAUUUGCAACAAGCUCUUUGACUCAGUUCUGCAUUCUCUUCAAAAGAGCACUUAUUUCAAUCUGCAGAGACCAGGUUUUGACACAUCUGCGGCUAAUGUCACACGUCUCUAUCGGAGUGUUGAUAGGCCUGCUGUACCUCAACAUUGGCAAUGAUGCCAGUAAAGUCUUCAACAACACUGGUUUUCUCUUCUUUUCAAUGCUUUUCCUCAUGUUUGGAGCCCUAAUGCCCACAGUACUCACAUUUCCCCUGGAGAUGGCUGUAUUUUUCAGAGAACAUUUAAACUACUGGUACAGCCUGAAGGCUUACUAUCUGGCUAAGACAAUGGCUGACAUUCCAUUCCAGCUCAUUUGUCCCAUCCUGUACUGCAGUAUUGUGUAUUGGAUGACUGAACAGCCUCCAGAAGCAAGUCGCUACUUGCUCUUUUUGGCGUUGUCGAUCUGCACAGCUUUAGUAGCCCAGUCCCUUGGGCUUUUAGUCGGUGCUGCCUCCACCUCCCUUCAGGUGGCCACUUUUGUGGGUCCCGUCACUGCCAUUCCCGUUUUACUCUUCUCAGGCUACUUUGUGAACUUUGACACCAUUCCUGAUUACCUACAGUGGAGUUCUUAUGUGUCCUAUGUUCGGUAUGGGUUUGAGGGUGUGAUUCUCUCCAUUUAUGGGAUGAACCGAACUGAGCUUGAAUGUCCAGGGAGGGAUUGCAAGUUCCAGAGACCUGAAGAGGUUCUGCAGUUAUUAGAUGUGGAAGAUGCCAAGCUGUACAUGGACUUCAUUGUAUUGGGGAUUUUCUUCUUCAUCCUGCGACUCGCCACCUACAUAGUUCUUCGCUACAAAAUCAAGUCCGAGCGAUGAUAUUUAUUGACCUUGCAUGGUCUCCACUUGCUGUGGCCUCUUUCAGACUUCACUCUAAGCCCAAACGUGUCAGUCUUUGCUCGGGAAGUUUUUGUUGACCAUUGUCGUGUGCUCAGUUUUUUUCAUUUGGACACAGAACUUGAAUUAUCUGGCAUUUUAAAUGUCUACAGAAUUCGAACAAAGACACAUCUCUGAGCUUUAUGUUUUUUCAGUGUUACACUUUGAUGAACUUCCAGGCCUUGGAAAAUUCUGUCAGUCAGGUUUGCUAUGGUGAAUCCAAAUGCAACACUUAAAGUGGAAAUGAACCAUCCAGUCAAGUUUCCAGAACGUUUCCACUUCAAUCAAAAAUGAUAUAGUGAACCAGA
Molecule: messenger RNA, 3024 nt
Organism: Triplophysa rosa
Lineage: Eukaryota; Metazoa; Chordata; Actinopteri; Cypriniformes; Nemacheilidae
Gene: abcg4b
Product: ATP-binding cassette, sub-family G (WHITE), member 4b
Exons: 15
Coding region: 722-2659 (645 amino acids)
Cellular component (GO): plasma membrane
Molecular function (GO): ABC-type transporter activity; ATP hydrolysis activity; ATP binding
Source: RefSeq, a predicted model, not a curated record